GUUGGUGCAUGGUUUAAAAAAAAUCCCCAGUUACAUGAUAGAGUUGGACAAUCUGAAUGUAAAGCAACUCCUCCAUUACCCACAAUGCCGCGCGUUUUCCUUGUGGUCUUUUAAACGGCGGAAGUGCCGCGCGAGCUGCGUAGAUGAUUUGCGUUUGUUUGUGCGUUCACGACAGGAGUCUGGACUGAAGGACAGCUUCGUAUGGAAAACAGCAUGGAAAUUUCAUUCUAGAAAUGUACAUUUAAUAUUAUUCGGAGCCACUGGGAUCGCUUGAAGUGUUAAAUAAUCGCCGAAACGAACAAACAAACAAACAAAACAAUUUAAGAAGCGGAUUACGGCGGUUGAUGUGCGGAACUGAUUUGCACUUGGGUUGUGUUUAGGUCGGAUUCUUUUUUAAGUUGUACUCUUCGUAGAGAUCGCGACAAACCCGGAAGUCUGAAAAGGGCUAAUUAGGAAGCAAGUUAAAAUAUAUUAAAUACUAAAUUUGAGUCCGAAACGGGUAUUUCAUUCAGAACUUAAUUUAAGAACAUUUUAGAAAAGAGUCCUGAGUAAAGAAAUUUACGAUUUACCAUCGCAGAUAGAUCAGCUAAUUUCAACUUCCUGUUCCGGGUCAGUGCAGCUCGGGUAUUUUGGCUUCUAUGCUAAAACAGCGUGUGAUUAUUUACCGGGUUUGUGAAGCUAUCUGAUAAACCUUUUCAGAAAUUUGAAGCUGUUUCGAUAGCCAAAAUGCAGCGACAACAUUUCCGACCUCCGCAUCCAGCAGCUGGGCCGAGAGGCGGAGGAUUUCGGACCCCUCCGCACGCUUUGGACAGGCCAGGGGGUGGCAGGUUUCCCUCGCCGCCCUGGGCUUUCCCAAACGGGCCGUAUGGACCCAGAUUCGGGUCGUACGGCGGCUCUCCGGGGACACACACCCAGCCCAGAGAGUUUAGCGGUAAUAGAGGCGGUGGUAGCGGGAUGUAUGACUGCAAAUCCGCGGGACAAACACCGCGCAGAUCGAACGGUAGUCCUACUUACAGACACUCGCCUUAUCAGAGUCCCGGAGCACACAGCGGAUAUCAGGGUUCUCCACGGACAUCCACGCCGUACGGCAGGGAGAGAGGCGCGAACGAUAUGGAUAAGUAUUACAAAGCGUCCAUGCUUCAGGACCCGUGGGCUAACCUCCAGCCCGUUUCAGUGACCCAGACCCAGUCCAAAUGCAGCUCCCAGCAGGCCACACACACAGGCAGGACAGGGAGGUACUACUACAAAAACUCAACCGCUUAAAACAGACUUUUUUUUUUUCUUCUUCUCCUUUUAUUUUUUGUAAUUAUAUUUUGUUGGCCAACUCUGCAGUUGCUCAGAGUUUGGACACAAAAACCCUUGGACUUGGACACACCAGCAGCAAUAACACUUCCAAUGCUCACUGUUUACAGCAUUUUCUUUUAGAUUUUAUAUUCUGGAUAUGUAUAUCCAAAUAUUUUUAAUAUUCUGGACGUGUUCAUUUUGAGUACAGGAUCCGGACAGACGCUCGCUCACACACGCGCACACACACACACACACACACACACACACACACAAACACACCCCGGAUUAAUUAAUUUCCCAGUGUAGUGUUUUCACUACACACUAAAUCAGGAAAAAGACUCGCGGUGCAAACUGGAUCCCGUCUGAGCUUCCUCAUGAGGGAAUUAUUCUGGAUAUAACUAUUAAUAAUAAUUAUCAUCCAGGAUAAAUAAGUCGCAGCAGUCUUGAGUGACGACUAGCUGGAGUUGCUGAUUGACAUAUUGCUGUACGUGUGUGUAAACAGCAUUAAGAGGUUUAAUCUACCUCUGACCCCGUGCUGUUAAACUCCACCAGCAGAACUUUUUCUAAGCAUUUUAUUCUAAUUUUGUACAUUCUGUAAAAUAUUUGAAUUUGUCUUUCAUUUUAUUUCAGACCUGUCAUUUGUUUUGUUUUUAUUAAAAAGAAAGAUGUACAGUUUUUUUUUUUUUUU
Molecule: messenger RNA, 1972 nt
Organism: Ictalurus furcatus (blue catfish)
Lineage: Eukaryota; Metazoa; Chordata; Actinopteri; Siluriformes; Ictaluridae
Gene: mplkip
Product: M-phase specific PLK1 interacting protein
Exons: 2
Coding region: 727-1263 (178 amino acids)
Cellular component (GO): centrosome; midbody; nucleus
Source: RefSeq, a predicted model, not a curated record